AUGCGUACUCCCACGUUCUUUCUUCUCGUGUUCGGUCUACCGGCCACCUACUGUGCGGCAGCUGAUACGAUCCUCCUCGGCCUCAGCCAGCGCUCCCCCCAGACGGCUCCAUCCACUUCCGAGGUCGCCAAAGAGUACCUCAUCUUCCCAAAGAACGGCACGGACGAAGAUGCGCUUUCAAAGACGGAGGAAUCCAUCAAGAAAGUCAUCGAGUCCGAAAAGGUGUACUCACUUCGUAAUGUUAACAAAAGACUUGUAUUCUGGAUUGCCAAUGUCACCAAUACGCAGCUCAAUAAAAUUCGAGAGGACGACGGGGUUCGAUCGGCGGAGGAAAACGUCAUCGCUUACGAAGAAGCCGCCGCCUUACUAUUGCCAACCACUACGGCCCAGUCAUCUACCUCGAUUCCUACUAAAGUCAAGAGAGACAUAUCGUUUGCCACUCAGACCGACGCCGUGGACGAGCUAGUGGUAAUUAGUCAGCCAGAUACUAUUCCCAACCUCGACGACCUAGCGAAUCCAGAUGAUUAUGAGUUUCCGAAAGGUCGAACAGAUUUCUUGCAAACGGAGCUAUCUAGAAAAGAGAAGCAAGAUCCGGCUACUGAUGAGAGCGAUGAUUCACAUGGCUCGUAUGUUGCUUCAAAAGCCACAGGCACGGAAUACGGCUCUGCUAAGAAAGCAACUCUAGUUGUUGUUAAGAUGAAAGAUCGCAGUCUAGGCGAGAUUAUAGCGGCCUGGAUCUUCGCCUUACAAGACAUCAAGGACAAACAGCGCACAAAGAAGAGUGUUAUUACAAUGUCACUAUGCAGUAUAGACCCGGUGGAUCCGAACAACCUAAGCGACGCGCGAAAAGAGGAACGCAACGCUAUAGAAGAAGCGUUUAAAAACGAUGUGCCGGUUCUAGCCGCAGCUGGCAACAAGGCUGAGAAGGAGAGACCGGAUGGCAAACUGCGAGAAGAAAUUGACACUGCGCCGGCCGUGUACGCGUCACCCGACUUUCCAAUAAUUGUCGUAGGCUCCACAGAUUCCAGUGGCAAGCGAGCCGCAACUUCCCAGGGAGGAGAUAAAGUUACGCUUCUAGCCCAAGGGGUCAAAGUUGUGUGUCAGGGCAAACCCUUCGCGCCGCGGAUCAUGAGCGGCACCUCAUUUUUGCGAAGAAGUUCCUCGCAGAGGAAGCCAGUUGGGUUCGAACAGGGGGUUCUCGAGUCGUACUGGAACAAGGUCACCGAAAAGGACAACCCAAAAAAAUCCGAGUCUCUGUCCGGCCCAGCAUGCGCCACAAAGCCGGAAGGGAAAAACGUCAGGGAUUCCCACGAGGAAGCUCUGAUCAAGGCUGUCGGCUACUUCUGUAACGCAGAUGCUGCAACCACUGUCCCGGUGGGCCCCGAGCUCAAUAGGACCGUUGAGGUCGUGAUCGACGGCCCAGCCAACGCAGCGCACUACAAAGCGCAGGACUGGAGCAAUAAGAGAGACAUCGAUGACGUCUGUUUUUUCACUCUCACGACUGUGGACGACUGCGAGACCCCCCGUAACGGCUACAAUCUCGCUAAACCUCUCGGUGACCACACCUGCAACGACAUACUAUACCGCUCCUGGAAAGAUUAUGAGUUUCUCUCCUUUCCGCCACUCUCAAUCGCUGACUGA
This is a messenger RNA of Coniosporium apollinis CBS 100218, 1641 nucleotides long. RefSeq lists its product as uncharacterized. The transcript has 4 exons. Lineage: Eukaryota; Fungi; Ascomycota; Dothideomycetes. Gene Ontology annotation, biological process: proteolysis. Gene Ontology annotation, molecular function: serine-type endopeptidase activity. The record is from RefSeq and is a predicted model, not a curated record. Bases 1 to 1641 code for a protein of 546 amino acids.